This is a messenger RNA of Nerophis ophidion (straightnose pipefish), 1157 nucleotides long. RefSeq names its product ribonuclease H1 (gene rnaseh1). The transcript has 8 exons. Bases 122 to 1027 code for a protein of 301 amino acids. The record is from RefSeq and is a predicted model, not a curated record. Gene Ontology annotation, biological process: DNA replication, removal of RNA primer. Gene Ontology annotation, molecular function: nucleic acid binding; RNA-DNA hybrid ribonuclease activity; magnesium ion binding. Lineage: Eukaryota; Metazoa; Chordata; Actinopteri; Syngnathiformes; Syngnathidae.
GUUAAGCAAGCAAGAAGAAAAAGCUAGCAUUAGCUUGGUUUGUCUGUUGGACCAAUACAGCAUAAUCGUCCAUGAGUGUCCACAUCGCGAUGGCAGCCGUCUGGGUGGUUUGCUGACUGACAUGCUGACAUUAGCUCGUCUUUUCAGGGCAGUGACAUUAACCAAACGUGUCUGCAGCAGCGUUGACAAUAUGCCGAAAGGCGCCUUUUUCUACGCCGUGAGGAAAGGUUUGAAACCUGGAGUCUACAACUCCUGGGACGAAUGUAAGGCUCAAGUGGACAAAUUCCCUGCUGCUGCUUUCAAAAAGUUUGCAUCUGAGAAGGAAGCCUGGACCUUUGUUCGAGGAGUGGAACCGUCUGGAGAUCCUCACGUCAACAAAGUUGUGGAGUCAAACCUCUGUAUGCUUCCAAAGAAAGGACCCGAGCCUUUGGAGUACAUCCCACUUGGGAAAAAGAGAAGUCGUGUAGAAGAAGAGGAGGUGGUUCCGUGCAAACGGGUCAAAGAGACAGACAGUUCUUCUUCAGAUGGAUUCACAUACAUGGGCAACGCAGUGGUGGUGUACACCGACGGUUGCUGCACGUCCAACGGGAAGUUCGGCGCUCGAGCCGGCAUCGGAGUGUACUGGGGCCCCCAGCACCGCCUGAAUGUUGCCAAGCGGCUGCAGGGAAGACAAACUAACCAGCGUGCAGAAAUACAGGCAGCCUGCGAGGCGCUGCAACAAGCCAAAAAAGAAAACAUUGAGAAGCUGCUGGUCUACACAGAUAGCAUGUUCACAAUCAACGGCGUCACCAAGUGGGUGAAGAAUUGGAAGCUGAACGGAUGGAGGCUCAAGAGCGGCAGUCCUGUUGUCAACAAAGAUGACUUUGAAAAGCUGGACCGCCUCAACCAGGAGCUGGAGGUGGUCUGGAUGCACAUACCAGGUCAUGCAGGCUACAGCGGCAACGAGGAGGCUGACAGAUUGUCGAGAGAAGGAGCUGCCAAGUCCACAAACGAUGAUCUCUCUAAUGAUGACAAUGAUGACUGGUGAUCUCCACUCGGCACCACUCUUGUUUCUAACUUUUAGAUGUCUUUUUGUUUUCUUCUGGGUUGGACUGUUCACGCUGUGAACAUGACCUCUGUUAAUUAUUGUUUUUUCAAUAAAGUCCGUAUAUGCCUCA